AUGUCUUCCAGAGAUCAUAAAGCAAUGGAGCGGCCGCGAACUGCCGAUCAUCACCGGCAAGACACAAGGAAGCCUACCUUUGCUAACGUUAAUGGUCUCAACACUCAAAGUGGUAGUCAGUGUGAGAGAAAAUGGCGAAGUUUCAAGCUCUUGGUUGAUCCCAUGAUCAAGAAGGGGCAACAGAAGUUGUACAGAUAUGAUGGAGUAAUCCAAGGGCAUUCUGAUUAUACUCCAGUACCAACCAGAGAUCCCAGAAACAGGUUAUGUAGGUUAUGGCCUCGUACUGAAAAGGCUGAGCUGCCUGUGCCAAAAUUUCAGUUUGACGAGUACUAUGUUGGUGAGCUACCACCAAAGGAGGUAACAUUCUCUAAUUUGAAUGACAACAUCAAUACUCAGUUUCUGGAAGAAAUGUGUAAAAAAUUUGGCAUCAUAGAGUUAUCAAAAAUCUACUAUCAUCCCAAAACUAAGAAGCACUUAGGACUGGGAAGAGUCAAGUUCAACACUGUGAUGGCUGCAAAGCAAGCAGUCACAAAACUGAACCGAACCUCUGUCAUGGGAAAUAUUAUUAUUGUACAGAUAGAUACAGGAGGUAAAGAAUGUGAUCAGAUGUUUGAAUGUUUAAUCAAUGACAAACCUAAGGUGCCAACAGUACAAUCAUUGAAUGAUCCGCGUAGUAAAUCUAGGAUUCCUCAAACGACGAGGACGCCUGAAACAUCAAGAACGCUUUUGGAUCAUAGACAGGGUCAAAGCAAUACACCACGGGGAUUUUCAAAUCAACGGUUUGCUCAGAACAAUGACAGUUUCACGCCUCAAAGCCAGGACUCUGGCUAUAGCACCCAUACAGCCUUUUCAACUGACUAUCCAAGUCCAAUGCCACAAAAUGUGGAAGCUGGAUUUAGAGGAAAUGGAAAUUACAAUUACGGCAGUACUCCAUCUACACCUUCUGGUUUCGUUUCACAUUCUGUGUCCGCACCUGCAGUACAGACUUAUGAUACAAAUAAAUCUGCGUAUGAUAGCAAUUCAACAUUUAUGCCGAAUUUUGCACAGCCACAGGUACCGCCUCCACCACCGCCCCAGCAGGUGGUGCCACCACCACCAUUGCCUGCCCAGCCAAUACCUCAGUAUCAACAAGUCCCCCCACAGGGCCAGUAUCAGCAACCAAUGGCAGGGCAGCAAUAUCAGCAGCAUUCACACAUGACACCAUAUCAUCAUCCAACUACUGUACAACCAAGUCAUUUUCAACAACCAGCUCCUCCGCUACCGCCGGUACCGCAUUACCCAACGCAGUCUCUACAGCCAGCACCUAAGAAGAACAUUGCUGAACAAAAUCUUUACCAGAACAAGGAACCUACACAAAGACAUGAAAAGAAAUCAGUGCCAUCAUCAAAAAAUGAAAAAAGUGAAGAUGUUAAACCAGCAGAGUCUCCAACAUACUUGAGUUUAGAUUCUCGUAUUGAAUCUUUGUUGAAGCAAAGUCGCAGUAAAGGUGCAUUUAGUGAAAUCCCAUUCGUUGCAGACUCAUCUGACACGGAACAUUCUCAGUCGCCAGUAGCACAGUCGCCACCAGCGCCUCUGCCACCACCAAUUCGAGAAUCAGAACCUCCCCCACCUGUCAAAUUAUCAUUGCCACCUUUACCCCCCGCAACAAAACCGAAUAAAGUGGAAAAACCUGAAAAAUCAUUAUCAGAGAGACUAUUAGAACUAAAGAGACUAUUAGAACUAAGUCAGUCUUCGUUGGGUGAUUACCGCUCACCCAUUGAGAGCAAAUGGGAUUGGAGGAAACAAUCAAAUGAAAAGCAAUCAGUCAAACAAUCAAGUGAAAAACAAUUUGUUGAUAGUCCAAAUAGGACGCCACUUGCCAGUGAGGAUGCAGAAAGCAGGGAGAGUUUUGGGCAGGGUAGUUACAUGCAGACACCAGAUGACAAUACCUCAUCGAGUAAAAGUGGUGUUACUGGUAAAAGUCUGGAGGAGGAGACUAUAUCCUCCACGCCUGUGAUUCAGUCACAAAUUUUAGCUGAAGAGGAGGAACCCAGUAAAGAAACAAAGGAAGACAUAGUGAAAGGCUCUGUGACAAGUAGUGCUGAUAUGGAUAUAUCCGAUGAUGAGAUGAGUCUGUCACCAAUCAGUAGUAAUGAUGAACCAACUUUAGAAGUUAAUCUACCACCACCUCAGUCACUGACUGUGCCGCCGUUGCCAUUUAAUCCAGUAUAUCCACCCCCUAAUUACAGCAUACCACCACCUUGUUUUCCACUUCCGCCACCUGCAUCAGCAAGCCAACCUACCAUAAUUCCUACUAAAUCCAUGGAUCAUACUAAACCACCACCUCUCAUGUCAAUCAACGUGCCCCACCCCCACCCUGUUGUACCGCCAUGCAGUACUGCAAGUAAUUUCCCAAUUCCCCCGACAAGCUUUGGUGCACACCUGCCACCAAGCUACCCCCCAGCAGGUUUUCCUGCAUUCAAUCCCAUGUAUCCGUUGUUAACCCCAGAUGUAAUAAUGAGAACUGGCAUGUGGAGGCCAGAUUUACCAAAUGCCAUGCCGCCACCCAAUACCAGCGGCAUGCUACCCUGGCCACAAUCCUUGCCUCCUAUGCAUCCAUCCCAGGUACAACCAGGACAAUUCCAUGACUGGAACAAAACCGCACAUUCAUUUACAACUAUGCCGGGGUUUGAUCCCACGGUGCCACCGCCUGGAUAUCAGCCAACAACUGAUCCCAACCAAGAAACUGUAGACAAAAUCUUGGAAAAGUCUGUUGUGGAACUUAAACAGAUUAUGAAAAGAGAUCUUUGCAGGCGUAUGGUUGAAUUAUCUGCUUUCAAAGCGCUUGAAAACUGGUGGGAUAAAAAUGCAGAGGAAGCUAGACAACCAAGUAUUAAGGCUGAACAAGAUGGACAGAAGCCAGCUAUGACAAGUAAACCACUGCCAACUAUGACAACGUCAAGUUGGGCUAAAUCUAUGUCUAGUGGAAAUUCCAUGGGGGAGUUAAACAUGGAAAACUAUGGUCUUGGACUGCGGGCGACGAUGCCAAGAAUGCCAUCAUUUAAGAUGAAGAGAAAAAUACCAUCUCCUGUUGUUGAUGAUGAUGACGACGACGACGAUGAUGAGGAUGAUGAUAAUGACAAUGGAGAUGAUGGAAGAAGAAUAAAACGACGACGACGUCCAGAUACGCCAACCAUCAUGGAUGACUCUGAUUCUGAACCAGACACUGAGUUAUCGAUAGCACAGAAAAGACCACACAGUGUUAUUAGUGAUGAUGAAUCUGAACCUGAAGAACAAAGUGGCAGCGAAAGCUCCUCAGACGAGUCUGAAUCGGAAGAGUCCGCGGGAAGUAGUUCUGGAUAUGAGAGCUCAUCAGAAUCAGAUGAUUCCGAAGAUGAAGAAGAAGAGGAUGAAGAAGACGAAGAAGUGGAAAAAGAAAGCAAUAAAAUAUUGGGAGAGGAAAACAAAAUAGAAGUAAAAGAUGAUGAAAUUAACGUUGACGUGAAGAUAGUGGAUGAGAAGGUCAAGCCAAAAGAAGUGUUAGAAGACUCGGCUCUGUCGGAAGGGGUGCAAUCAGACAUUACUGCUAGUGAGAAUGAAAGUGUUAGCAAAGUCAAGUCUUCUGAAGAAGAGAUGCAGGUUGUACAGCAGGAUGAAGAAACAAAAAGUGAAAUUAAAGAAGAAAAACCACAAAUUGCAUUGAACUUAGAACUCGAAAAAUCAACGAUUGCAGACAUAGAAGUGGAGAUGAUAAGUCCUGUUGAGGAAAGUAAAGGAUUUUCACCAGUAGCAUCAAAAUCAAAUUUUGGUAAAGAACAGGAUUUGCAAAAGGAAUUUGUGUGUGCUGUUUCUCCUCCGGGUAAAACCGAAAGUCAUAUGCCACAGAUUGUGCCGAGAACUGAUAGACAUGAGGAUAAACAAAGGUCUGAGUCUUCCUCUUCAAUGUUAUUGGAAAUUUUAACCAGACCAUCAAUGAUAAGGACAGGAAUGUCUGGAUUUCCAUUAGAUCAAGUGUCUCCACGGGUACAAAAUGUGGAAUCGGGUAUUGUGCCAGGAAUACAAACUGCCAUUGACGCAUCAGGGAACUAUCCUCCUAGUGGAAUCAGAACUACAAUGCCCAUUCAGGAACCAAUAUCAGGGACUUCAGAACCACUUGCAAGUUCUAUAGGCUUGCCCUUACAACAAUCUGCGCAUGUUCCUGUCAUUACGACACCUCCAGGACAUGCGUUACAAAGUCCCCAAACGAGGCAGACUUUAAUCAGUCCAGUGUUGAGGCAACCCCAUCAGUCGCCUUAUGGACCUUAUACUGGGCCUUCACAACUAACAAGUCCAAUGCAUAGCUCUACGGGUGUGCCGUCACCACAUGGAGUCCUGCUCAGUCCAUUUGGAACACAAAUGAAAGGACCCCUUGAUUUACUGUGUGAGGUUGCCGAACUUGAAGCUGCAAGGUUGCCUUUGAGAAAGAGUAAUGAACAAUUAAUUCCUGAAAUAAAAGUGGAAAGGAUAUCGCCAGUGCCAAGUGAAGUUGAUUCUGAAAGAACAGAAGAAGCUUCUGAAACUGAAGAAGUUCUAGCAAGGGAAGCUGCUGAGACUUUGUUUUCAUCUAAACAUGAGAGACAGCAGAGAGUGUCAGUUUCUGCAGUGCAAGAUCAUGUCUAUGCACUUCCCCCAAUGCAUGACUAUGCUAUGUCAGCCCCGCCUCUGACACCAACAACCAGGAAAUUGGAUAAAGCAACAGAAUUCAUGUUCUUGGAACACAGCUACAGUCUCCGUCCACCACCGUCUCCAUCACCUCCUCCUCCGCGAACACCAUCACCAAAACCAAUAACACCGACCAAAAUGGAAGUAGAAAUAGAAAUACCCGAACCUGUCAUUGAAACACUGCCUGUUGAUGAAGUUGUCAAACCACAGGAAGAAUCGGUUGUAGAAACAAUUAUGGAAGUGUCUCCCAAGAAAAAGAAGCCAAAGAAAAAGAAACCAAAGAAGGAAGUUCUUGAGCCAGUUGAGGAGGUUUUGGAUGAAGAAACUCCCAAAAAACCAGUACCAGUAUUUGAAGCAAGGGAUCCUUAUGCUGAAUUUGCAAUAUUAUACAGUAUAUUUAACAAUGGUAUAGACUUAGAAGAUGCCAAAUACCUAAGAAGUUCUUAUGAAUCAUUACUGAAUAACAGUCAGGAUUCUUGGCUCAACUACACUCAUUGGGUUUAUCAUCCAAUAACCCAAAUACCUGAUCCACCCCGAAAAAAAAGGAAAUCGGCUGAUGAUGUUAGACAGCACAAAACUGGAAGUGCGCGAAGUGAGGGUUAUUAUAAGAUAUCUGGUAAGGAGAAAAUGAAGUAUUUGAAAGCGAGACAAGUGUUACCACUGGGAGAAGAGAAUGAACCUAACUCUGAGGAUGCGAAUAAAGCUUUGACUGAGAGAGUGAAACAGCAAGCGCAGCUAACACGUGAAGCAAGAUCAAAUCAAAGAAGGUUAUUGUCAUCAUUGGGACACACAGAAAUGAGUGAUUUACUCAAGUUUAACCAACUUAAGUUUCGUAAGAAGCAACUGAAAUUCUUAAAGAGCGGUAUUCAUAAUUGGGGUCUGUUUGCCUUGGAACAAAUCAGCGCUGACGAAAUGGUGGUGGAGUACGUUGGACAAGUGGUACGGCAAGUGAUUGCCGAGGAGCGUGAAAAACGCUACGAAAAGAUGGGUAUUGGUAGCAGUUACUUAUUUCGUGUGGAUGCAGAUAAUGUUAUAGAUGCUACUAAAACUGGUAACUUGGCAAGAUUCAUCAACCAUAGCUGUAAUCCAAACUGUUAUGCAAAGAUUAUAAGUGUGGAAUCACUUAAAAAGAUCGUGAUAUAUUCAAAACAACAGAUAAGCGCUGGUGAUGAGAUUACCUACGAUUACAAGUUUCAUGAAGAUGAUAAAAUCGCAUGUCUGUGUGGAGCUACUCAAUGCCGAGGAUUUCUUAAUUAGAAUACAUGUGACAUUAUUGAUGAACUUGGCAAUGGAACAAUCCUAGAGUUUACAAGAGAGCUGUAUGUACAAAAUGGGCUCCUUCCCGCUAUCAGGGAUUUUAUACAAAUGAAUUUCUCAUAGUUUUAUGAUGUAAUAAAUUACAGUACAUUCCAG
Saccoglossus kowalevskii is the source of this 6093-nucleotide messenger RNA. Its product is annotated as histone-lysine N-methyltransferase SETD1B-like. Gene Ontology annotation, molecular function: protein binding; histone H3K4 methyltransferase activity; RNA binding. Gene Ontology annotation, cellular component: Set1C/COMPASS complex. The record is from RefSeq and is a predicted model, not a curated record. NCBI's taxonomy places the organism in Eukaryota, Metazoa, Hemichordata, Enteropneusta, Harrimaniidae.